This is a messenger RNA of Tachysurus vachellii, 3245 nucleotides long. It is a transcript of the gene zdbf2, whose product is annotated as zinc finger, DBF-type containing 2. The record is from RefSeq and is a predicted model, not a curated record. Gene Ontology annotation, molecular function: nucleic acid binding; zinc ion binding. The transcript has 7 exons. NCBI's taxonomy places the organism in Eukaryota, Metazoa, Chordata, Actinopteri, Siluriformes, Bagridae. Bases 225 to 2843 code for a protein of 872 amino acids.
GGAGAUCAGGGCGGGUUCCCGCGCUUUCCGUUGACGUCACGCCCCGGAAAGAGCUGCGCCAAAUACGGAUGCCGAAGGGAUCUGAAAGUAGCAUUUUCAAUCCGAUGAAAGCAAAUGAGACCUUUAAGUUCUCUCACGUGGUUCCUUGAGGUAUUGUGUAUAUAUGUAGUUAUGUGAUUAGAAAUCCCUGUAAAGUUCAUCAGCUCUCCUCCUGAGACAGUAACAUGCCUCUGGAGGAGGGACCAGCACCCACUGCUGAAAAUGCAGAUAGGGAGCAAACCAACAUGGCCGAAAGGUCAAGCAGCAUGGAACAGCCGGUCGCUGGUCCCUCAAACCCUUCACAGCGACAGGGCUUCUGCAGCUACUGUCAGGUCGUGUAUAACAGCAUAGAGCAGCACAUCCAGAGCACCAGGCACAGAGAAGUGGUGGUACGACCAGCAAGGACAAAUGUAUCCUGUGGAAACCUGAUGGAGCGAUUCCUCCAGGACGUGCUUCAUCACCAUCCUCAUGGCUACAACGACACACGUCCCACCCAUGCUGACUUACCUUGCCUCAGUAAGGUACCAGUUCCAAGAGAAGUAUUAUCAGAAGUAUACUGUAGAUCGGAGGACGACGGGCUUUCUGUUGGGACCAGAGAGGAAAUGCUCAGCUCUGAUGAAGAAUUCUGUCAGAUGGUGCAAGCUGAACCCACUACCACAUGUAGUAUGAACCAAGAACAUGCAAGCACUUUUGUGGCUAAGCCUUUGGGUGUUGCGAUAGAAAAGAGUGAACAAGCUGGCUUUAAAACAGUAAAACUGAAAAUUGAACCCCCACUCCCUGAAAGGUAUUCCCCCACACAGGGGUUCUUACAUAGGACUAGUAGUGAGUCUGGUAUGGACAGACAACACGCAUCAAAAGGGACAACACAAGCAGUAACUUUACAACUCAAACAGCCUUGUAGCUCUCAAACUCCAGAAUCCCCAAGGUUUCAACACAGGAAGGCACACAGAAAAACGAAUAGACAUAGAGAAGACAAUGAUUCAAGCCCAGGCCCCACUACAUCACCAGUCACAAAGUGCAUUACCUCAAAAGCCCAGCAUGGGCAAUCACAGCUAACUAGGACUGCAGUGCUACCACUCUGGAAGGGGCCAAACAAGGUAAGGUCAUUCAGUGAAAAGUCAGACGAAAUACGGGCGAUUAUUGAAGAGGUCAUUGAAAGGCACUGCUAUGGCCGCAGUCCUAAAUCCAGCCAGGAGGACGAAAGCGUUUUCCACCUGAGUUUGCAAUCCAAUGAGUCUAAAGACAGUGAUGAAUGGGACAACACCUUUCAGGCAGCUUUGCAAAAAAACACAACCGAGGAUAAACGUCUUGCAUGCCUUACGCAGGUACAUAUAAACCUUGAGGACCAAGGGUACAAAGCCCAGCUGGACACAGCAUUGAAUACUGUGUUAGAAAGCGAGAAUACAGAGCCUGGGGAAGCUAAAAAGAACGAGGCUGAAGAGAUCAUUCCAGAUCUUCCACACAUACCACCAUCCUUUGUGGGAAAAACGUGGGCACAAGUAAGGUAUGAGGAUGACUUAAAGAUAGACUGCCUGGUGAGAGAGUUCCGACAGGGCUGCUUUCGUUGCUAUUUUGACAGUGAAUCACUGGCUAAUUUUGGGAAGCACCACAGGAAAGAUAAAAAGAGGAGGAAACAAGAGGACAAGGUGGCUGAUUUUGAGUGUAAAGAUGUGUUUCCUCUUAUUGAGCAUCAUGAGGAUGACUCAAAACACAUACCUGUGUUUAGGAAGACUAGGCAUCGAAUAUACAGAAUGGCAUCACGCUGUCAAGUGGUGAAGGUGAGCCAUGGAACACAAACUGCACCCUUGAACUUCCCUCUAGUGCGGAGAAAAACAUUACCUGAAACUGCCACUUUACUCAGUAUAUGUGAGACUCAAAAGGACCCAAGUCCUGAGAGGACACCAGACAUGAAAACAAGAAUGUGUGCACUCAAACUCCCUGAGUCCUACUGUAAAAUUAUGAGCCCUCUGCAGCCGAAAACUGUGGUUUAUGUUCUUUCUUCCCCAGAUGGUGGGCAGGGUUCCUUUAAGCCCACUCCUGUUAAGAGAGUGGGCAGAAAGCGGAAAUCAAGUGAUGAAGAAUGUACAAUUAAAUACAAGUACAAAAAGACCCCUCUCAAAUAUUAUGACCCCCUGACCAAUAGAAUUCUUAAGAAUCCACCUAGAGGGAUGCCCUCAACCUCUACAACCAAAUCACUCUCCCACGUUAGACAGUUAUUCCGUAGUCUCAGUCCAGACAUCAACAAGGAACUCCAAGGUUCAGUACAGGGACGAUCACCUCGAGGCUCUAGAAAGGGUCAGGGUGAGAGUAGCAUGGCAGACCUUUCUGCAUCUACCUCUGGCUCUUGGCUGGACUGUGGGGGCCCCUCUGAGCCUGGCUCUUCUGUUUCCAGCAAGAAGGCCCUGUUCAGCAAAUCCUCCAUCUCUAGCGGCAGCCGUUUCCUCCUGGGGCAGAUAAGGUCAUCUGCUUCCCACACAGGCAGCUCCCAUUCAAGACCAAAACGUCCUUCACGUACAGGCAGUUCUCUCACGGUUCCAGGGACAAAGCCAACAUCAGACCAUGCACAGGCGCAAGUGGACCAAACACCAAGUAGACGUCGGAAACAGGGGCAGAGAGGUACAGAUAAACCUCUGACUCCAGCCAAAAAACCAUCCUCACCUUCUUACAGGACCAAGCGGAAGUCAACCAAAGCCAGAGCAAAGUCUAGAAAUGUUCUCCAGCGGAAGGUCAGCACCCGUGUUGCUACCGGAUAUAGAAUGUCAACUCGGAAUAGAAAUUCCACCAGCACUUCACCCAGAUCAUAAGCUUCUUCUAACGUGGAUGUCUUGGCCCCUAAACAGUAUCCAACGGACUCACUGCUAGCAGCCUACCCUAUUGGGUUUGGUGCUAUGAAACCUACUGUACAACAGGCAAAACAUUAAUUUAUAAGCCAGCAUUUUAGCUUAACCUCUUUUAUAUGUGAGGAGAGAUAUGUAGGCAGAGUACUUCUUGUUACUGUCUAUUAAUUGCUGUAUAAUUUUGCACAGCUGGAUUUUUAGGUGGAAUUCAUUCUGUCUGUAUUUCUUGUUUCCUAGUCAAAUCAUGCAUUUCUAAAAAGGGUUCAAGGGAAUAUUUUUUACAUUUUUUUAAUGAAUAUUUUUGUCCAGCGGUUGAAUAUUUAAUAAUGAUUGCACAUUAAAGUUUAUUAUAUAAAUGUAUUUCUUUCA